Molecule: messenger RNA, 1395 nt
Organism: Thlaspi arvense
Lineage: Eukaryota; Viridiplantae; Streptophyta; Magnoliopsida; Brassicales; Brassicaceae
Source: the annotation of a GenBank genome assembly
AUGAAAGCUAUGGCGGCGAUGUUAGGGGCACAGCAAGUUCCAACAGCAACUUGUACUCCAGAUAUUGUUGGGAAUGCAUUUGUGCAUCAGUAUUAUCACAUAUUGCAUCAAUCUCCUGAGCAUGUUCACAGAUUUUACCAAGAGAUUAGCAAGUUAGGCCGUCCUGAAGGGAAUGGUAUAAUGAGCAUCACUUCUUCCUUGCAAGCUAUUGACAAGAAGAUAAUGGCACUUGGCUAUGGUGUAAUCGGCGCGGAGAUAGCAACCGUGGACACACAAGAAUCUUACGGCGGUGGUUUUCUCGUACUGGUGACUGGGUAUUUGACCGGAAAAGAUGGUGUGAGGAGGACGUUUACGCAGACCUUCUUCCUUGCUCCACAGGAGACAGGAUACUUUGUCUUGAAUGAUAUGUUCCGAUACAUUGAUGAAGCCAACCAGAUUCCGGCGAAUAACAUCCAAGUUCCUGUCAACAUUCACCAGGAUCAAGCUGCUGCUCGAGAGAUUCCAGAUGACUUUGGUCAGGAGAAAUAUGUUCAAGAGAAUCAUGCUGUUGAGCAAUCUGAUGUGUUGUUGUCCAAGAGCAUCAGUGGGCCUGAAGUGUUCACUCCCUCCGAAGAUGAACAAGUAUCAGCUACAGAAGAAGCUCCGGCGCCUGAAAUAGUUCAUGAAGCUCCAAUUAAUGUGCAGAAGGUUGAAGAAUCUGAUUCUAGAACCGGCGAAGUUCCAAAGAGAUCUUAUGCAUCCAUUGUGAAGGUUAAUAAAGAGAAUGCUGCACCAGUUCCUGCUUCGAGAACCCCAACAAAGGUGGUGGAACCAAAGAGACAAGAAGAGCAAGCCCUUCAUUUUGGACCCAUAAGAGCCAACGGAAUUCAAGUAAGAAGCCAGAAGGGAUUCUGUUUUGGUUUCAUUGAGUUUGAAUCCGCAAGCUCAAUGCAAAGCGCGAUCGAGGCAUCACCUAUCAUACUCAAUGGGCAAAGAGUAGUAGUGGAAGAGAAACGAUCUACCGCAAGAGGCAAAGUAACGAAACUCUCAUGGAACCUGAACAGAUUUGUUGUUGAAACAGGGAACUAUAGAGGACGAUCAAGUAGGCCACGUUCAGAGUUUGGUGUAGGCACAGGCUACCGAAACGAAGGUGGUGGAAGAGGUCGUGGUGGGAGCUUUGGUGGUGGAAGAGGAGGAGGCUAUGGCCGGAGCGAGUUCAACGGAUAUGGUGGUAAUAACAGGGGAAACAAUAGAGGAGGAUACGCGAGCCGAGCAAAUGGUGACGGUGGUGACGGUGGCGGUGGUGGGUUCCGGAGGGUUAAUGGACAUGUGAGACGCGGUGGUGGAGUUGAUGCUAAUGGUAAUGGAGCUACGAAACCUGUGGAUGCUCCUCCUCGCGUUUCUGUCACUGCGUAA